AGGAACACAGUGCCUUGCAAAUAGUAUUUGUACAUCUAGUACAUCUUCACAUUAACUUUCAAACUAGUUCUUAUGUGUUAGAUCAACAUUGUCUGACACAGACAAUAACAACAACAACAACAGUAAUAAUAAUAACAAUAAUAAUAAAAAAACAUUCCUCUGAGAAUUCGAGUCCUAAUGAUCUUGGCUUAUUUUUCUCAAGUUCCUGCUUCAAACUGCUUGGGCAGCACAGCUGCAUUGUUGUUGCGUCUCAUUGUUGAUACCAUUUGUGUAGGUGGUGUUCUUUUUUUUGUUGUCCUUUCAAUCUUGAAUGACUCAAUGCUUUGUAUUUAACUGUACUGAUAUAUUCGCUGUUUGUCCCAAACCAGGGAGGAAAUGAAAAUGCAUAAUUGCUGCUUGAAUUUAUGUGAAAAUGGGGACAAGCAGGUGACAAGGUCAUUAGCAGCUCAGGAUUUUCUCUCUUCUCAUCCAAAGUCUGUAUGUUCUGCACAUGCUGCUCACCCAGGCCUCCAAUCUGCUGAUCCUGCUGUCACUGCAGUUUGACACAGAUUCCCUCUCAGUAUUUACAAAUACUCUUUCAUUAACAUGCUCAGCGGUGCUUGACAUACAUACCAGGAGGAAUGUGACAUUUUAAGCAAUAUCUAUUAUUUCAUGAAAGCAAUAUUAGGCGUUAAUGCAGUCAGUAUUUUUUGUGCAGUGUUUAGGAUUUGAUCUCUCGGGCAGAGCAUACAAGUACUGCAUUAAUCUUUGACAAUGAAAAUAAUACAGUGAAGCAUUACUUCUUGGGAUAUGAUUUUAAUAUUUCAGCAGCUUUGUUCCCUUCAGAGAUAAAAUCUAAAAACACAAGCGGCUUUUAUUAUUAAACUGUCCACUGCGCAUAUAUAAUGUCCCCAAAUUUCAAUGAUUUUUUUCAUAUAGUAUUUUCUGUUUGAGGUCAGAACCUUCAGAGAUUAAGGUUUCACCAACAUAAAUGAUUAAUUCGUCUUAAAACUGAAUCUUAAGGUAAUUAGACCAAAGAUACUAAUUAUUGCUUAAUCAGAUUAAUGUUGUGUCUUGCAAACAUGUGCUUACACCUUGAAUUUUUUAGCUAAGCACCAAUACAAAGUAAUAAAUUAUAAUGUAACUUACAAACCAAAUAAAAACAUACAAAAAAAAAAAGAACUCGUUUCUGGUCUGGUGGCCUUUGUAUUUAGUCCGUAUCUACUCUGAUGCUUCCAAAAUUAAAUUGAGUUCAGUCAUUUGUCUUCAUAAGUCAAAUAAAUGACAAGUAGUGACCACCUGCCUCUUGAUGGAUAUGCAGCAAAUUUAUUUCUCACUAGAGAGAUUAGAUUCACCAUUGAAGCUAUUGAAACGUGUUUAGGAUUUAAUCUCGGCUGAAGAAGGUACUCUAGUCACAUGAGACCAAAAUUGAAUUUUUGGCCCACAUGUGUGGUCCAAAAGUAAUACAGCAUCCUGAUGACCCCAAAUACCCCCACUCCGCCACCUCAGCAAAACAUUAUAGAGGUAGCAUCAUGCAAUUUCUAAGCAGAAUGAAGGAACCUGCUCAGAAAUGAUGGGGAGAUAAAUGCAGUUUAAUACGGAAAAAAUCAAGGAGAAAACCUGCAAAAUAGCUUAUUUAUUUGUAUUCUACUCAAAUAUGUGAAGUUGUUGUUUUUCCUCAGAAAACACCUCUCUAAAUCUAGUGAAAUUAUCUUUUUUGUGUGUAACCCCCGCUGUGAGAUGCACUGUAAGGAUUAAUCUUCCCUGUGGAGUUUUUUUCUGCUGUGACACUGAGUGACAGACGGAGUAAUAUCUAUCAGCUGCUGUAUUUUCUCUAUUUAUGUUGACAUCUCACAUGUUACGCAUUUAGUUUCGGCGUCAACUCAAAUUACAGUUAAUACAUUGGCUGCGAUUAAUUGAGGGAUUAUUUGGGAAUCUAUGGCAUAAACACACACACACACACACGCACACACACGCACACACACUAGUAUGGCCAGAACUUCUCAGUGUUCCAUGUACGGCUUUGCUGAAUGAUUGUGUGCAACAAAGAUACAAGCUGUUCUCGUCCAAGAUUAGAGAAUGAACUUUUGUCCAUGAGCAGCAGUUUUAGAGUCACUGAGAUGAGAUGUGGGUUAUAUUGUAAAAGCAACUGAUGGGCAUGAAUGCAGUCUGGCCUCUUCGUUUCCUAGGAUGAAUCCUAAAGGAGCUUACACUCUAAUAUCCUGAUGGGAAAAGGGCUUGCUUUAAGCUUGCAGUGAAUCGUCAUGAGAAUGCUGCAAAGGUCUGAGAGAAAUCGGAACGCGAUACAUCUUCAAAAGAAACAGCUGAUUUUGGUUGUUGUAGAGUAAUCUUUCUACUUGAUUUUACUUAAUGAGCCUGAUUCAGAAGAGGGGAGAAGAGGAGUGUUUUUUUUUCUCUUUUUUCUUGUUUUGUUUCAUUGAAGCUGUAAGCUUGUUGCGGUAGUUUCUAGACAUGAUUCCAACGAAGAUGCUAGUGUACAAGGGCCCCGAUGGGGACAUGCACUCCAAAGCGGUCGAAAACACCACCAGACGCAAGAAAUCGACUGGAGAGCUCUUCCAGAAGGGCUACCGGGUCAGGAUGGGCCACGGGUUGGUCCCCGACAAAGAGGACCAGGACAGCUUCUGCUUCAGUCUCGGUGGAUGCUUCCACUUGAUUUCUUACUGGGGUAAGACCACAGAGAGGAAGUGGAGGAUUGGCACAUCAGUUGUUGGGUCAGCUGGCGCAGGUUCAGGAUUUGGUGACAUAAAAUGCUGCCAGCCUGGCAAAUGCUUACAGUAGAGCUUUGGUAAAGGCGAACAAGAGUUCACGCUAUGAAAAUGGUUUAUUAUUGCUCCUUUUUUCGCUUUGUAACAUUUGUAUAACUUGAGGUGGGAAAUAAUUAGUUCAGUUAAUGCAAAUGGAGAUAAAAAUGCACUUAAUUCCAAUUUCUCUCAAAUGUGGCAGUUUUGGCUAUUUUUAUUAUUUAUUUAGCUUCAUGGCUGAUGAUUAACUCAGAAGCACAAAAAAUAGUUCUAAAAAUCUUACAUUUAAAAAUCUCAAUUUUAUGCCAUAAAAAUUUCAAAUAUAAUUUUUAGAUCUUUAUUUCUUAUGUUGUUUCUAUUAUUGUCAAAGUCAUAUUUGAAGGAAUUUAUUGCUCUUAGCUUUCUCUAUAGACCAUAUUGUGAUCCUAAAGUUGUUUCAUUGCAGUUUUUGUAGUGAAUCAAGGAUUAAAAUAUUCUUUUUACCUCAUCUCCUUCAUAAUUUAGGUUGAAAAAUUUUACUUAGCUGGAUCAGAGCAGUUAAAUACUAGUAAUUUAGCCAUACUGGAAGGUUUUGGAGUUGACUAGGUCAUUUUAAAGUAUUUUUUUGUUUGUUUGUUUUUUACUGGUGAUCUGUUCUUAAAUUUCUACACAUUGGGGCAUAAUAUUUUUGCUUUUUGAGAUAUUUUUGCCUAUUUCAUGCUGUCAAACAAGUUUAAGUGACAAGUUGAUCCUUGAGGCACAACUCUGUCAUUGUUAUAUCUAUUGAAAAAAAAAUAAUCAUGAUUAAUUUACAUAGGGUUAAUGCCUCUUUUGGGCCAGGUUGAUUUGUUCUUCAAUAAAUAAAUAUUUUUUCUUCAAUAAAUUGUUCUCAUUUGAACAUUUUAGUCUAAUAUUAUAAUUUGAUCAUUUGUUUUUGGCAGCAAAACAAAAUAAAGCUUUGAGAUUUGAAUGAGUGUGUUUGGUUUCAUUUUUCAAUUCCUGCUUUAAAUAAUAAUCACCAUAAGCAGUCUUGUAAUUCAUUUCGGGACCUUACUAACGCUGUUACUAAAAUGCUUUAAAAAAAAAAUCUGCUCAUUUCACAUGGGAUUCAAGCUCAGGCUGGUUGUGUUUCAUUGGUUAUGUCGUCCUUGAACUCUUGGCAACAGUCAACGACGUGUUUUUUUUUUUUCUUCUUCUUCUUCUAUAAAUACCCUGUAAUUUAGGAUUUGACGUCACCACUGUUUACCGAUUCACUUUGGCUUGACAGAAUCCACCUGUCUUUACUCUAAUCCAGGUUUUCAUCUCCUCCACAUUCACAGUUUUGCCUAGCAGGAAUGAUGCUUGUGUAGGAUAGAUGCCGACCCAACAAGAGGCUCCUGGAAUUAACGGGAGAAUGAUGCUGAGCUUCUUUUUUGCUUUGUCUUUAACUAGAUUUUUCUCAUUGGCUUUUAAUAGGUUAAUUGCUUAGAGUUGCUUGCUGCUUUGGUUUUGUUUUUCAUCAUUAUGAAUCCACUAAAGCUGAUAAAUAUGGAUGAAAGUAUGAAAGGUUUGAGGUUUUUAAGAGCCUUAAGGUUGAUACAGUUCUCAGAAAUUUUACAGUUUUUGAAUAUUCUAAAGACAAGCAACUCCAUUAAGUUGGUGAACUUAUGUUCAAUCUUCAUAAGCACAUGGCUAACUGCAGCUGGCUUCAUUCAUUUGGUGGAAAACUCAGGGGAUCCUUGGGAAAACUUCCAAAAUUCCCAAACACUUUCCUACUGGGAAUGUGUCUACCUACUCAUGGUUACGAUGUCGACUGUUGGCUAUGGAGACGUUUAUGCAAAAACCACCCUUGGCCGCUUGUUUAUGGUCUUCUUUAUCCUUGGUGGUUUGGCCAUGUUUGCAAGCUACGUCCCUGAAAUCAUAGAGUUAAUAGGAAACCGCAAGAAAUAUGGUGGUUCCUAUAGUGCUGUUAAUGGGAGAAAGCACAUCGUGGUCUGUGGUCACAUAACGCUCGAGAGUGUCUCCAACUUCCUCAAAGACUUCCUACACAAGGACAGGGAUGAUGUCAAUGUAGAAAUUGUUUUUCUCCAUAAUAUUUCCCCUAAUCUUGAGCUGGAAGCCUUGUUCAAGCGUCAUUUUACCCAAGUCGAAUUUUACCAGGGCUCUGUCCUGAACCCUCACGACUUAGCCAGAGUGAAGAUUGAAUCAGCUGAUGCCUGCCUGAUCUUGGCGAAUAAAUACUGUGCUGACCCAGAUGCCGAAGAUGCAUCCAACAUCAUGAGGGUAAUAUCUAUCAAAAACUACCAUCCAAAGAUCAGAAUAAUAACGCAGAUGCUGCAGUACCACAAUAAGGCUCACCUUCUGAACAUCCCAAGCUGGAACUGGAAAGAAGGGGAUGAUGCCAUUUGCCUUGCUGAGCUGAAACUUGGGUUCAUUGCCCAGAGCUGCCUAGCUCAAGGGCUCUCCACCAUGCUGGCCAACCUUUUCUCCAUGAGGUCUUUUAUCAAGAUUGAGGAGGACACAUGGCAGAAGUAUUACCUUGAAGGAGUAGCCAACGAGAUGUACACAGAGUACCUGUCAAGUGCCUUUGUUGGGUUGUCCUUCCCGGUCAUUUGCGAGCUCUGCUACGUGAAGUUGAAGUUACUCUUGAUAGCUAUAGAGUACAAGUCUGAUCAAAGGGAAAGCAGCACUUUGAUCAACCCUGGAAACCAUGUGAAAAUGGAGGAGGGAACCCUGGGCUUCUUCAUUGCAAGUGAUGCCAAAGAAGUAAAAAGGGCGCUGUUUUACUGCAAGGCCUGUCACGAUGAUAUAACGGAUCCCAAAAGAAUAAAAAAAUGUGGAUGCAAGAAAUCCAAGACACCCGCCUACAAGAGAAUGAGACUGGCAUGUUGCUUUGAUCGCAGGCGCUCAAAAUGGGAGCGCUCUUGCAUGCCAGUUAUAGUGCGUUGUAACUUGGACUCCCCUCAUUGGGACAUCCCACUCUCUGCUCUCUCUGUUAAUGAUUGCUCGGCCACUUUACGUGCCUCUAAAAAUAGCUAUAAUGGAUAUAUCAAAUCAAUUGAAGAGGACCAACCGACAGCUCUGUCACCCAAAAAGAAGCAGCGCAAUGGAGGCAUGAGAAAUUCACCAAACUCCUCGCCCAAGAUAACAAGACACGACCCACUCCUCAUCCCAGGCAGUGAGCAGAUUGAGACCAUGGAUGAGAACAUAAAGAAAUACGACUCCACGGGGAUGUUUCACUGGUGCCCGUCCAAAGAUAUUGAGAAGGUCACCCUGACCCGCAGCGAAGCAGCUAUGACUGUUCUGAGUGGACAUGUGGUGGUGUGCAUCUUUGGAGAUGUGAAAUCAGCGCUGAUUGGUCUGCGAAACUUUGUCAUGCCGCUGAGAGCGAGCAACUUCCACUACCACGAGUUGAAACACAUUGUGUUUGUCGGUUCCCUUGAAUACCUGAAGCGCGAGUGGGAAACUCUACAUAACUUCCCCAAAGUAUCCAUUCUGCCUGGCACACCGUUGAGCCGGGCUGAUCUGAGGGCUGUCAACAUAAACCUGUGUGACAUGUGUGUCAUCCUGUCAGCCAAUCAGAACAAUAUUGAUGAUGCAUCCCUGCAGGACAAAGAGUGCAUCCUGGCGUCACUUAACAUCAAAUCCAUGCUGUUUGACGACAGCAUCGGGGUCUUGCAGGCCAAUUCUCAAGGCUUCACGCCACCAGGGAUGGACCGAUCCUCUCCUGAGAACAGCCCAGUCCAUGGAUUAGUGCGGCAGACCUCUGUUACUACUGGAGCAAAUAUUCCCAUCAUAACAGAGCUUGCACCGUUAGCAAAACAAGGCAAAAAAGUGCCUGUGAUUUCAUUCAGUCAGGAUAAAAGCAGUGGGACCAGCAUACAAAUGAUAACUGAGCUGGUUAAUGACUCGAAUGUUCAGUUUCUGGACCAAGAUGAUGACGACGAUCCAGACACAGAAUUAUACCUCACUCAGCCUUUUGCCUGUGGGACAGCAUUUGCAGUCAGUGUACUGGACUCCUUAAUGAGCGCGACAUACUUCAAUGAUAAUAUCCUCACCUUGAUCCGGACAUUGGUAACGGGUGGCGCCACACCGGAGCUUGAGGGGCUGCUGGCCGAGGAGAAUGCAUUACGUGGUGGCUAUAGCACACCGCAGACCCUGGCAAACAGGGACAGGUGUCGCGUGGCACAGCUGGCCUUGUACGACGGGCCCUUUGCUGACCUCGGGGACGGUGGGUGCUACGGGGACCUAUUCUGUAAAGCCUUGAAAACAUACAACAUGUUGUGUUUUGGCAUCUAUCGCUUAAGGGAUGCACAUCUAAACACACAAAGCCAGUGUACCAAACGGUACGUCAUCACCAAUCCUCCAUAUGCAUUUGAACUCGUGCCCUCCGACCUCAUAUUCUGCCUGAUGCAGUUUGACCACAACGCCGGUCAGUCACGGACCAGCCUUUCCCACUCUUCUCACUCCUCGCACUCUUCGAGCAAAAAGAGCUCUUCCGUCCACUCUAUCCAAACUACCAACCGCGCCAACCGAGUCAAAAGCAGGGACUCACGAGACAAACAAAAUGCAACAAGGAUCAAUAGAGUUGGCCAAGAAAAGACAUGGUUUACAGAUGAACCAGAGAAUACCAACCUGAGGACCAUACAGAUCAAUCCUGUGAAUACUCUCGCCAUCAAACCCGUCGGUCACAAUAAAUCCACCAGUAGCUUGAUCCCACCCAUCAGAGAAGCCGAGGACGAGUGCUGAGCUCCGGACCUCGCCCGGACACCUGGACAACUGGACCUCCAACAGGACAUAUUGAGUGGGUGUCAGUGUGGACCUUGGAUCAUUUAUCAGCAAGACAAACUGCUUUUCUUCCUUCAUCUUUGCAGCAAUGUAACAUCUGAGCUGAUGUAGAAACAUAAAGACAACCCUGACCACCACUCCACUUUCAGUUUGCACAGCAGUGACCAGACUCCAUGACUGUUUUUUUUGCUUUUUCACUUUAUUUUGGGGAAUGAGGGUCACUUGAGCAAGAGCAUAACCAUAGGCGAUUCGAAGCCCUGCUGGAUAAAAGACUCUAGUUGUAAAAGUUGCCUUUUAAGCUGUACAUGAACAACUACUGCUACUGCAUUUGAGUCUGGUUAAAGUAUUGUGUGCAAUUUGUUAGAAUGUGUAUUUUACAACCAGCUGCACCCCCACCCCCAUCCACCACCACCGUGGCAUUGUUGAGGUCUGAUGCUGCGCUCCAUUUAUCACAGGAGUCGGAAAUCCAGUAAGAGAUGUAAAUUAGCCCUGACCUAAAGAGGGUAAAUUUAUGAAAUGGUGGGCAGAUAUAAUCAGUUCAAAGGUCAGGGGGACAUGUUUGCAAUUUAUCAAUUCGCCUACAGGUGGCAACAAUGCACCUGAGCUGCAGCUACAUUCCUGCAAAACCCAUUAAUAGAAUAAAUACUGAAUAGUUUAAUAUACAGUCAUACAAACUCUUAAACAUUCUCAAAAUGAGCCAAGGAAUAAUAUGAUAAGCUAAAGAAAGCACUAACAAUGGGUGGCUAGUUGUUUUUAUUUUAUUUUUUUAUGAGAAUAGCAUUGAAUGAUAAUUUGUGAAAUGACACCGUUCUGAUCCCUUUUAACCUCUACAAACUAUGGCGUUAGCGCAAGGAUGUAAAUGAGCAAAUAUUACGUCCUGCAAGAGAAGAACUAAAGUGUCCCCAAAAUGACUGGUGAUAAAUCAAAAGUUGGCUCAAUAAAGCAAUAGUACAGGGUGUGCACAUGUAUGUACACAACAAGGUAUUUUUUAUGUUCCCUCACAUUUGUGUGUUUUUGUAUUCAAUACAGUAAUACAAAAUAUACAGGUCACAUUAAAUGUGGUUCAAACUGUUAUUCUGUAAGAGCCGACAGGCACAAAAGAGUAUCAUAAUUAUAAUCAAGAAUAUAUGGUGUAAAUACAAAGGCUUCUGAAAAUAUAUGCUUAAAUUAAAAGCAAGAUUUCAACAUUUAUAUUGCUAAUUAUCUCCAAUAUGUAUCAAAAGUACUUACCAACAGAGAAAAAUAUACUUGCAAUGUUUUAUUACUUGGUUAUGUACUCCACCUACAUUAUUCAUAAAGUAAGUAAAAAGAGAGAAUAAACUUGGGUACGUUUAUGAUUUAUUCCAGCAGAUAAUCAGUGGGGCUUGCUAACUAUGGGCUUCAUAAACCUGAUAAAGCUAGGAAACAACAAUGAAUUUGCUCUCUAUUUCAUGCAUUAAACACUGCAAUAUAUUCUGUAGGAUUUUACCAUUCUAGGGGUGACUGACCAAGAGUCAAAACUGAAAAAUAAAUGUUUUUCACUAAAGCUUUCUCAAUGUUUAGCAAGCAUGGCAGCCAUGUUUGUGGUGGUUGGUGUUAAUAAAAAAACCACAACUUUUCUCCUGGAUAUUCCAAAAUCAGUUUUUUAACUCAGCAUCCAAGGAUUCCAAGUGCAAGUGGCGCGCAGCAUGACUCUCAAUGGUUUCUUUGCCAUUUGGAGCUAAUUCACAACAUUUGUGAUGGUUAACAUCGGCCAGUGUCCAUACUGAAAUGGCAUAUGGCUCUAGCCUUAUCUCUAUACACAUGUACUUGUCUUAUCUUUGCCUUUUCAAGUCUGUAAAUGUUUUAAAUGCUUUUUUAUGCAAACCAAACCUCCCAAAAUAUCUCUGAAACAAAAUGUUACUUUUUUAUGAUAGAGCUGUUUCUUUCCCUGAGAGCUAUUCAUUAGCACACAAUACCAUCGACAGUUUCUAUAACAGUGCACGGCACAAUAUUCCAAGUAUGCAGAUGUAUUGAUUUUUUUUUUUAAAGCCACAUAUCGCAUGAAGUGGGCAUCUUUAAGUCCUCCUUUGGCUGUAAGCACUGCCUGACACAGGAUUGUCUUGGAGGCAGUGAGGAAACUUGAAUGUACUCCAUGACCAAUCUUAAUGCCAUGAUCUCUUCAUUGCAUGGAUGCUCGUCAAACAGCUCUAUCAUAAAAACGGGUUUGAGUCCAGAAGCAAGAAUUCUGAUAAAUCAAUGAUAAUCAACAAUAUCAGCAAAUAUGGUUGUUUUACUCUCAGAAAUCAUGUCUUAUUUAAAUAAUGGAACACAGCUAUACUGGCACUGUUGUCACUUUACUUUAGUAUCCAUGAAGAUAAGACAUAAUAACAUUAGUCCAGGACAUUCUGACUCCUCAGAUGAUUCUUUAUGGCCUGGCUUAGGAUUUGUGUUGGAUGUUGAAGGACAAAACACAAGGUUUGUGACAUUUUUACUGGCACAGAGAACAUCUGCGCUGUCCGUCCCUCAGUGCCAGUAAUGUGCCAGGCAGUGCUGAAGCCAACGGAGGACUCCACAAAGACCCACUGCUGCGAAAAGAGGCUUCUAGUUCUACUUUCUCACUGACAGUAAUUCAACUCUCAAACGUCUUAAAAACAGCUUCCACCACCAUCGCAAAACAAUGUAUUUCAUGUAAAUCUGUAAAACUUAAUGUAAAGUAUUUCUUUGUAGCGUGUUCCUGUUUGACGGUAUCUGUGGUGUUGAGGCGCAUUCAGCAUUGCUUGUAUUUAUUUUAUGCACUUUUCAGCACAUUCACUCAUCAAACGAUAAUCCUGAUUUAAUAUCUACGUCACUAUACGCAGAAAUAACAUUAUUGUCUUGUAUAAAUUUGAUUGUACAUAAAUUGUACAUGAUUUCAUUUUGUAUUUUCACAAAUUAAAAGCAGAUGUAUGGUGUUUUAUCGAA
Molecule: messenger RNA, 10409 nt
Organism: Poeciliopsis prolifica (blackstripe livebearer)
Lineage: Eukaryota; Metazoa; Chordata; Actinopteri; Cyprinodontiformes; Poeciliidae
Product: calcium-activated potassium channel subunit alpha-1-like
Exons: 28
Coding region: 4224-7448 (1074 amino acids)
Biological process (GO): transmembrane transport; potassium ion transport
Cellular component (GO): postsynaptic membrane
Molecular function (GO): large conductance calcium-activated potassium channel activity
Source: RefSeq, a predicted model, not a curated record